CCUCCCUCCUCCUCCUCCUCCUCCUCCUCCUCCUCUUCCUCCUCCUCUUCAUCUCUUCUCUCCUCUUCUUUUAAGAGGCCCGAGAGCCGAGGCGCGCGCUGCAGGGUGCCAUCCACCGCCUGUUAAUUUUUUUUUUUUUUUUAGGCGAAUCUUUGGACUGCACACGAGCCUCUGUCUCCCCCGGUCUGCCCGCCUGCCCGCGAGCACUGAGAGCGCGAGGCACCCCGCGGAGGGAGCUGUCCGGUGCUGAAGUUGCAUUUCUGUCUCCCUCGCUGCGAGAGGACUAAACCGAAGAGGAGGCAGCGACAGUCAGAGAAACUGCAAAGAAACAAGACGCCGCUGUUGGUUGAACGUCAACUCUUUUACCGGGUCAGUUCACCGCUCGCGCUUCUUCCAAAAAAACCCGAAGACAAUCUUUGCCGCCGGUUCUUGUCGGUGUGUGACGGGGCGAAACCAUCACGCUGGCCUCGGUGAUCGGCUGUGUUUGUUGUGAGUGUGUGUGGUUGUGUUUGUGAGUGUGUGUGUGUGUGAGUGUGUGUGUGUGUGUGUGUGUGUGUGUGUGUGUGUGUGUGUGUGUGUGCGUGUGUGUCGGUGUCGGUGUCGCACCAUCAUGCCAAGGUCUUUCCUGGUGAAAAAGGUGAAACUGGAUGAUUUCUCCACCGGGGCGGAUUUGGAGAACGCCUACCGGCACAGGACAGACCUCAGCCUGCGGCUCCAUGACAAAGGUGGUUACAUCAGUGACUACAUCAGCCCUGGUGUGUACGAUGGUGAGAGUGACAGCGGGAUCAAGGUGCCCUCCCCUGACCCCCUCUACGAUGGUAUCCACAGUGACUACGGGGCCCCUGACUCUGAGUCUCCUGACAGCCCCGGCUCAGAAAUCACUGAUGGUUACAUCAACGGAGACGCUGCGGUGAGUGAGGGUUACACAGUUGAUGCCUUCUUCAUCACAGACGGUCGCUCGAGGAGGAAAGCCAUCGGCAGCCCCAGGACCAUCCAGAGGCACACCUGCAACGAGUGCGGCAAAACCUACGCCACGUCUUCCAACCUGAGCCGGCACAAACAGACACACCGCUCACUGGACAGCAAGUUGGCAAAGAAGUGUCCGACCUGCGGGAAGGUGUACGUGUCCAUGCCCGCCAUGGCCAUGCACCUGCUCACGCACGACCUCAAGCACAAGUGCGACGUGUGCGGGAAAGCGUUCAGUCGACCUUGGCUUUUACAGGGCCACAUGCGCUCUCACACAGGCGAGAAGCCGUUCGGGUGCGCCCACUGCGGGAAGGCCUUCGCAGACCGCUCGAACCUGCGCGCUCACAUGCAGACCCACUCGGCCUUCAAGCACUUCAAGUGUAAACGCUGCAACAAGACCUUCGCGCUCAAGAGUUAUCUGAACAAGCACUACGAGUCUGCCUGCUUCAAAGGCCCCUUCGCUCCUCUCGGCCCCCUAGAUGCAUGACCCCCUGCAUAGAUUAAACAGACAAAACUGCAGACAUAAAUUACCAUUAUCCUUACAGACUGAACUGCAGACACAAACAAUCUAUUUUUGGUCAGAAUAUGACCUUGCUUUCCCUCCACUCUCACUCCCUCCCCGCCCCCCACACCACCACCUUGCUUUCCCUUGGAGUCUAUUCAUGAUGAUGAAGAUAGCACAAUUUUUCUCCUUGAGAUUUGCCCACUUAAGGAUUUAACUGAUCUACGCAUGCACUUCCUCAAAAAAAACUCUUCACCUCCUCUUCCUCUGUCUGUUCUGGAUAGAGACAAUAAUACAAACUUGGCUUCCUCCUGGCAUCUAGAUACAGUACGACAGUAUACAAUGAUGAUGAGGAUGAUGACAAAGACAAUAGUAGGCCUAUAGCUACUGGUUCCUCCCUGCACUGAAACGCAGUGAAAGAGUUUUUCCUUCUGAUUUUGUUUUUUUUGGGGGGGAAUAAUAGUAAUAAUAAUAGUAAUAAUAAUGAUAAUAAUAAUGUUCUGCUGCACCAAGUGACCAUAUUCUCUCCACCACUGAGGUAAAAUACUACUUAUUUAUUUAUUUAUUCAUGUACCUAUUUAUUUAUUUAUUCAUUUAUUUAUUUUGUAACAUUUUUGCUUAAUUUUGUUUGUCGUAAGUUUAUACUUGAUUUGAUAACAAUGAAGUAAUAUCGUUUCAUAUUUGUUGCACUUUAAUUUCUGUAUAUGUACUAUGUAGGGAUUUUGCCAACCUCUUUUUUUAUCACUACAGGCCAAAGCAUAUGUCACUUUUUUGAGUACUAUUUUUUCCUAUUAUGUUGUUUACCUUUUUCUUACUAACGUUAUUGCAUGCAAAAAAAAUAAUGAAAUCUAUGCCAACAUCAUAAAAAGCUUAUGAUUUUUUGCCAAAAUCCUAUAGAUAGAACCUGAGGGCAAUAUUUUUCUCUUGGAGCCUCCGUAGGACUCUUUAAAAGCAAUAAUCACCUAAUGCAUGGUAUUUUAUGAUGAAGUUAUGAAGUAUUACCUACUACUGUAUAGCAGUUUAAAAAUCAGGUAUGUUUUACUUCACCUAUAGUCAUAAACAGAAAAAUACUAAUAUUACAGACAUCAGGGAACAUGCCAAUGUAGUGUUAGAGAAACAAAAAGAAAAGUCCUGUCUUUCCUCUCUUGUUAUGCACUGCCUGCCUCUUAGUGAGUAGAACUAACGUAGGAUGUAGGCUAGAGAGGCUGGGAUCAGCUGCCUGCUGGGUGUGAGGCCUAUUGUAGGAUAACUAUGGCCCUUACGGACCCGUGCUAGGCUAAUUCUAGCAUGAAAUAAGCCUGCUAACAAUAACCAGGAGAGGCCUAACUUUGGAUUAGACCUUGCAACAGUUUACUCAGAUUGGAUCACUGGCCAUUCGUGUGAGAUUAGUGGUUUGUUAAAGGUUUUGUGAUGUUAAAAUGACACUUAAAUGUGUUUGAAACAUCAUUUCCUUGUCAUGUGGCCAAAUAAUAUAAUAACAGGCCUUCAACAAGCUUUUAAUAACCCUAGGAGAUCUAUCUUAUCCUGAUAUAAACAAUAAAAUAAGGUUAAGACAGAAUCAGACUGAAAUGGCAAAUUUUGCCGUGUAAGGUGCACCAACCUGAAGUGAUGCUUAGUAUACAUGAGGUUCAGCAAUUUUCUGUAUACUUUCAGAAGAAAACUGAGUCAAAGUUGGUGCAUCGUUGAAGUUGGGCUGAGGUCAACUUUAAAUGCAAUGCAUUAUUCAACUACCCCUCCAGUGCACUUCUAAACCAUAAAGCGUGCAUUCUUCAACCACAGAAAAAGCAUGCACUUUAGCGAGAUUGGCCUGAUUGCUGUUACAUUAACUGUUACAGUCCCACAUACAUUAGACCGAGUCCUGAUUAUUCUGCAGUAGGCCCCAUUCAUCCCAACUGGGCCAACCAUAGGCUAACUCUAUGAGUGAUAUACCUACAGACAGGCUAACUCAAAUCAACCCCGACCCAUAGACAGUUUAACCUUUGAUCUAACUGGCCAAUACCAGUGUUGCUGAACCCAGUUCUCUGCAGCUCAGAAACCUUUUCUACAGAUUCAUGGAGCUUCCCGGGAGACAGACUGAGGACACACAAAAAGAUUUGGAUGCUUGUUUAUGUUAUAUGCCAUAUGUGUUGUAACCUUUUAUAGACACAUACACACACACACACACACUCAGCGCCUGCUGAUGAGCUGUUGGAGGAGACCCAGAGAGAGAGUCUGUGGUGUCUUGUUAAAGCCCUCUGCAGUCAAACUUUCAACAGUUGAAAAGAAAUGGGGUUUAUAUUCAGAUGUGAAUCUGACAAAGGAGUUUUGAUGUUUCCUCAGGCAUGAGAUUACCCAAUUAGAGAUGGGGUUGACUGAUAUCCAAGGCCAUUUUAGGGAUAUAUGGACAAAAGGAGAGUCUGCACUGAAACAUGCACCCAUUACCUAAUUUCAUUUACAUCCCAGAGAUAAAGUUGUAAAACCUGCAUGACAUCAAAGGCAAAUCAGGUCUGACAAUGCUCUGAAGUCAAAAAGUCUCUAUUUUGUGAUAAAAGUGUUAUAUUGCAGGAGACAAUACAAUCUUUUAUUCUUUUACAAAAAUGAAACUCACAAGUCAAUAACAAUGAGGCAGUCUUUGUUUUGACUGGGGGAAUCAGUGUAUGAGUCAGCAAAUUGCAGGUCUUAUCUAUCUCCCUGAUGUGUGAACUAGAUUUGAGCUGCAAUUACUUCAAUUUGUAUCAGACGAUUAGUUGUAAAACUCUUUGUUAGGGCUUACAUCUUUGUCUUUUUAAUUCAUAAACGUGAAUACAAAUACGAUUCAAUAUUAAACGCACAAAUAUAGCAAAGAAAUGCCACUUAAUUCUCUAUAUGCAAAGAAAGCAAAAACAUUACCUGCAUACAGUAUUUCUUAACACUUCUUGGAGACAUCUAUCACUGGUGGAUACAUAUAUAAAUAACAAAAAGCUUCUAUUUUACCCACUGAAUCUAAAACUUCCAACUCUGUGAAAAUGAUAACAGUAACAACAUAAUCUCAGCAGUAGUGAUUGAUCACAGGAUGAAGGUGUCAUAGUUGCUGAACAAACUGCUGAGAGUAUCUCUGGCUGCGAUGUCUCCAGUUGUUGUUUACGUGUCACAAAUUGUAUCCUUGUGUGUUAAAACUCUGGUUGCAAUUUUGCAUUGCAGUCAAACAUCUUUGGCUAAAGUUGUUGCCGUGUG
Thunnus maccoyii (southern bluefin tuna) is the source of this 4660-nucleotide messenger RNA. RefSeq names its product transcriptional repressor scratch 1-like. The record is from RefSeq and is a predicted model, not a curated record. Gene Ontology annotation, biological process: regulation of DNA-templated transcription. Lineage: Eukaryota; Metazoa; Chordata; Actinopteri; Scombriformes; Scombridae. Gene Ontology annotation, molecular function: DNA-binding transcription factor activity, RNA polymerase II-specific; RNA polymerase II cis-regulatory region sequence-specific DNA binding. The transcript is spliced from 2 exons. Bases 611 to 1453 code for a protein of 280 amino acids.